AUGGAUAUGCCUUCCUUUAAAAAAACCCUUAAUGCAGAAUCUACAUCAAUAGAUAACACUAAUCACGUGGUUCCAACAAUUACUGAAAACGAUAUCGAUAUCUCCAAAAAACAAAAAAGAGAUAACGACUCCGACGACGAAUAUUCUCGCCGCCGGCAUAAACAUCACAAGAAAUCAACUAGUUCAAAACAGCGCUCUUCCGUUUCUAAAAAACAAGAAGAUUCUAGUUCAGAUUCUUCUUUCGCUUCUAAAAAACACAAAAAACAAGAAGAUUCAGAUUAUUCUCGGACAA
Messenger RNA from Ambispora gerdemannii, 292 nucleotides. The record is from the annotation of a GenBank genome assembly. NCBI's taxonomy places the organism in Eukaryota, Fungi, Glomeromycota, Glomeromycetes, Archaeosporales, Ambisporaceae.